Nicotiana tabacum (common tobacco) is the source of this 537-nucleotide messenger RNA. NCBI's taxonomy places the organism in Eukaryota, Viridiplantae, Streptophyta, Magnoliopsida, Solanales, Solanaceae. The record is from RefSeq and is a predicted model, not a curated record.
AUGGGAGGAGCAACGGGCAAGAACGGGAUAGGUAUUGUAGUUGAUAGAGACCUUAGGGAGAUGGUGGUGGAUGUUAGGAGGGUGAAUGAUAGGCUAAUGACUAUUAAGCUGGUGGUUGGUGGGAUCACUUUUAGCAUGAUUAGCGCUUACGCGCCUCAGGUGUGCCUAGGCAAGGAGGUCAAAAGGCUCUUUUGGGAUGAUUUGGAUGAGGUUGUGCAUAGUAUUCUGCCCUCCAAGAAGUUCGUCAUUGGGGGUGAUUUUAAUGGCCAUAUUGGGGUGAUAGCUAAAGGUUAUGAUGAGGUGCAUGACGGGUUUGGUUUCGGAGUUAGGAAUGAGGGCGGUACAUCUUUGUUGGAUUUUGCUAAAGCAUUUGACCCGAUCUUAGCUAAUUCGUGUUUCCAGAAGAAGGAGGAACACUUGGUCACUUUCCGGAGUAAGGUUUCCAGGACUCAAAUUGAUUACCUUCUCCUUAUGAGGGGUGAUAGGGGCCUGUGUACUGAUUGCAAGGUUAUCUCGAGUGAGUGUCUGUUGACGUAA